Colius striatus (speckled mousebird) is the source of this 762-nucleotide messenger RNA. RefSeq names its product filamin A-interacting protein 1-like. Bases 1 to 762 code for a protein of 253 amino acids. The transcript has 4 exons. The record is from RefSeq and is a predicted model, not a curated record. Lineage: Eukaryota; Metazoa; Chordata; Aves; Coliiformes; Coliidae.
AUGCCUUCCAGAAGUAACAGCACAGAAAGCCCAACCAGAUCAAAGCUGAGCCAGCAAAGUCCAAAAGACCACCAUAAAGAAGAGGUUGGUUACAAUGGGAGAGGAAAUGUGCCAAGGCAGCAGAAGAAGGACGAUGUAGCCCAAGCCAGUACCAUCCUAAGAAGCCCUAAGGCAGAGAAAAAACAAAGAAGUUCUUUCAAGAAAAGAGAGGAUCUCUCUCGUGAUGACUUGCUAUUUCUCCUUAGUGUGCUCGAGGGCGAAUUACAGGCUCAAGAUGAAGUUAUAGGAGUCCUUAAGGCUGAAAAAAUUGACUUGGCUUUGCUUGAAGCACAAUACGGCUUUGUUACUCCCAAGAAGGUGUUAGAGGCCCUCCAGCGAGAUGCUAUUCAAACAAAGGCUGAGCAAUGGCAAGAAGAUAUUUAUGAAAAGCCUAUGGGAGAGCUUGAUAAAGUUGUAGAGAAACAGAGAGAAACUCACAGACGAAUGCUGGAGCAACUUCUAAUGGUAGAAAAAUCACACAGACAGACACUGUAUGAACUGGAGGAAGAGAAGAGGAAGCACAGCAAAUACAUGGAAAAAAGUAAUGAGUUUAUAAACUUACUGGAACAAGAACUAAAACAAUUUUCUCCUGCACUGCUACCCUCUCCCAUGAUGAGUGGGGAAAGAAAUAGUCAUUGCAAUAUGCCUUCCUUGCAAAAAUGCAUAAGUUCUCCUGAAAAGAUGGAGAACUGCUCUUGUGGUAGCUCUGGUCAACACUUUUAA